AUGGAAGAACUUCAACAACUUUUCGAAGCGACACUCAACCCCAUGGAUCCUUCAGUUGCGGAUACCGCGGAAGCGGUUUAUAUUUCUUCUUUAUCUUUGCUUAAGAUGUUAAAACAUGGACGCAGCGGUGUACCCAUGGAAGUUAUGGGAUUGAUGCUUGGUGAAUUUGUGGAUGAAUAUACCGUAAGCGUAAUCGACGUGUUUGCUAUGCCACAAAGUGGUACGGGCGUAUCCGUAGAAGCGAUCGAUCACGUUUACCAAACAAGAAUGUUGGACUUGCUGAAGCAAACUGGACGAUCCGAAAUGGUAGUUGGGUGGUAUCACUCUCACCCUGGAUUUGGAUGUUGGUUGUCUGGUGUAGAUAUAGAAACACAAAGGAGUUUUCAGUCAUUGAAUAAGAGGGCUGUUGCUAUAGUGAUUGAUCCUAUACAGUCUGUCAAGGGCAAAGUAGUUAUUGAUGCUUUCCGUCUUAUAGAUCAACGCUUUUAUUUGAGUGGUCAAGAGCCACUUCAAAGCACAUCCAAUGUCGGACAACUUAAAAAACCAAGUAUUCAAACUUUGGUCAAUGGGUUGAAUAAAUAUUAUUAUUCAAUCAUAAUUAAUUAUCGAAAGAAUGAAUUGGAACAGGCAAUGUUGCUCAAUCUGCACAAAAAAAAUUGGACCAAUGUAUUGACACUGCCAGAUUUUACGGAACACACCAAAAUCAAUGAAGAGAGUGUCAAUUCGAUGGUUACAUUGGCAGGAUCAUAUAAUAAAUCGGUGCAAGAGGAAUCAACCAUGCCGCCUGAACAAUUGAAAUUACGACAUAUUGGAAAACAGGAUCCAAAACGUCAUUUGGAGGAAAGUGUGAAUGUGGCCAUGUCCGAUAAUAUUGUAAUGACACUAGGAACCAUGAUUAAUUCAACCAGUUUCGUAACCAUAAACCAAGAUGAUAAACCUCAGGAAUAA
Molecule: messenger RNA, 948 nt
Organism: Funneliformis mosseae
Lineage: Eukaryota; Fungi; Glomeromycota; Glomeromycetes; Glomerales; Glomeraceae
Source: the annotation of a GenBank genome assembly